Seriola aureovittata is the source of this 7191-nucleotide messenger RNA. RefSeq names its product regulatory factor X, 3 (influences HLA class II expression) (gene rfx3). Gene Ontology annotation, biological process: regulation of transcription by RNA polymerase II. Bases 149 to 2428 code for a protein of 759 amino acids. Gene Ontology annotation, cellular component: nucleus. The record is from RefSeq and is a predicted model, not a curated record. Gene Ontology annotation, molecular function: DNA-binding transcription factor activity, RNA polymerase II-specific; RNA polymerase II cis-regulatory region sequence-specific DNA binding. The transcript is spliced from 17 exons. NCBI's taxonomy places the organism in Eukaryota, Metazoa, Chordata, Actinopteri, Carangiformes, Carangidae.
AGUUUUAUAGCAACUGUUGCCCAGUGAGGCAGCGCCAUAGUCACCGUAGUCCUGGCGACUGUAACCCACCAACAACAACCUCUCGCUCCAUCAUUACCACCUCCUCCACCAUCCUCAUCUUCAUCAACCAGUCCACAGCUCAGGCGCCAUGCAGACCCCUGAAGCAGGCGCUGACUCCACCUCCACUGUCCCUCUUCAGACCACCGUGCCUGUCCAGCCUACCGGCUCCACCCAGCAGGUGCCUGUCCAGCAACAGGCCCAGACUGUUCAACAGGUUCAGCAUGUUUACCCAGCACAGGUGCAGUAUGUGGAGGAAAACAGUGGUGUCUACACCAAUGGCAACAUAAGAACCUACUCAUACUCAGAGCCGCAGCUGUAUAGCCAGAACAGUGGAGGGAGCUACUUUGACACACAGGGCAGCUCAUCACAAGUGUCCACUGUGGUGACAUCUCACGGCAUGACCAACAACGGAGGAGGGGGCAGUGGAGGAAUGAGCAUGGGUCUGGCAGGGGGUCAGGUAAUCAGCAGCAGUUCUGGGGCUUACCUCAUGGACAACGCUGGACCCCACCCUGCCACCCAGACUGCACGAGCUUCCCCAGCUACUAUUGAAAUGGCGAUUGAGACGCUCCAAAAAUCUGAGGGUUUAUCCAGUCAGAGAAGCUCGCUGCUCAACAGCCAUCUCCAGUGGCUGUUGGACAAUUAUGAGACAGCAGAGGGCGUAAGUCUACCACGAUCCACCCUCUACAAUCAUUAUCUGCGCCACUGCCAGGAGCAGAAACUGGACCCUGUAAAUGCAGCCUCUUUUGGCAAACUCAUCCGCUCCAUCUUCAUGGGACUCCGUACAAGGCGCCUUGGGACACGAGGGAACUCCAAAUAUCAUUACUAUGGUAUACGUGUAAAACCAGAUUCCCCACUCAAUAGACUCCAAGAGGACAUGCAGUAUAUGGCUCUGAGACAGCAACCUGUUCAGCAGAAACAGAGGUUCAAGCCGGUGCAGAAGUUUGAUAGUGGCUCUGGGGAGAAUUACUCAGGUGGAGUCCAGCAUCAUCCUGGUGCGGCAGAGCAGACAGUCAUUGCACAGAGCCAGCACCACCAACAGUUCCUAGAUGCAUCGCGGGCGCUCCCUGACUUUGUAGAGCUGGAUCUGGGACAGAGCAAUACAGAGAACAUCAGUCCAGAGGAUGUAAAAGCUCUCCAGUCCCUUUACAGAGAGCACUGUGAGGCUAUCUUGGAUGUGGUGGUCAACCUCCAGUUCAGUCUAAUUGAAAAACUGUGGCAGACAUUCUGGCGCUACUCUCCCCCUGAUUCAGUAGAGGGUGCCACUGUAACAGAAAACAGCAGCAUUAGUGAGAUCGAAGCGCGGCUCCCCCGAUCACAGCUACUGGUGCUGUGCAGAAACGAGGCUGUACUCAAAUGGAUGAGCACCUGUGACCAUCUAAUGUACCAGGCCCUUGUGGAGAUCCUCAUUCCUGAUGUCCUGAGACCCAUUCCCAGUGCCUUGACUCAAGCCAUUCGCAACUUUGCCAAAAGCCUGGAAGGUUGGCUCAAUAAUGCCAUGAAUGCCAUUCCACAGAGAAUGAUCCAGACCAAGAUUGCCGCUGUUAGUGCCUUUGCGCAAACACUGCGCAGAUACACAUCUCUGAACCACCUGGCUCAGGCGGCACGUGCUGUGUUGCAAAACACGUCGCAGAUCAACCAGAUGCUGAGUGAUCUCAACCGUGUUGACUUUGCCAAUGUACAGGAGCAGGCAUCGUGGGUAUGCCAGUGUGAGGAGGGAGUGGUUCAGCACUUGGAGCAGGACUUCAAGGCCACACUACAGCAGCAAAGCUCUUUGGAGCAAUGGGCAGCCUGGCUGGACAAUGUGGUCACUCAGGUGCUCAAGCCCUACGAGCACCGGCCCAGCUUCCCCAGAGCGGCUCGACAAUUCCUGUUAAAAUGGUCCUUCUACAGUUCAAUGGUCAUCAGGGACCUGACCCUGCGCAGCGCUGCCAGCUUUGGUUCCUUCCACCUGAUUCGUCUGCUGUAUGAUGAGUACAUGUUUUACCUAGUGGAGCAUCGUGUGGCCCAAGCUACUGGAGAGACACCCAUUGGUGUCAUGGGGGAGUUCGACAGCCUCAACACCCUAUCCCUCACCAACAUCGAUAAAGAUGAAACGAGCGGGAUGGACAGUGACUUGGAAGACGACACGGAAGAGUCCGGGGAACCUCUCGCCAAGCGGGAGAAGUCGGAGCAUGAGGUGAUCCAGGUGAUCCAGGUCGGGGCACUAGAGGAUGGGUCUCACCCUGUGGUGGGGGUCGUUCAGCCUGGUGUCCUUCACUCUCUGCCCCAACCCCCGCAGGAUCACACUGAGCACAUCCUCACCCCCUCGGCUGGUACUCCCACCAUCCGCCACUGCAGCACCACAGGCAACACCUACGCCUCCGUUUGAGGGUCCGGGGCGCGGCCCACCGUGGCUGGUGUAUUUCUGCUGUUUCACUCUCCACAUAUCUUUCUCUCUGUAAGUCUAGAUGUUUCCGUCUUUUUCAUGCAUUGUCUCUGUCUGCACUUGUGUGGACAUGCUCUCCUCUCCCUAUCCAGCCUGGUCAGUGGAGGAGCGCUGAAAUGCUGAUACUCAAGAUGUGCUGUCCAUGUCUGACUGCUUAGAUUCUGGAUGUGGUGUCAUCCCAUAAGUCUGUGCUCUCAAUCAUCAAUGAUCACAAUGCGGCAGCUGGUGGAAGGGACCUGGAGGAAAAGGACUAAUUUGACCCGUUAAAUGUUUCCUGGUUAGUCAUGACUUAACAGUAAACCUGUCUGUGUAUACAGACAGGUUUUAAAGUGAAGGAAAAGUAGACUUCUUCAUACUACUGAUGUCUCAGAGCUCAAAUCCACGUCACCAGUCCCAAUGGAGCAAAGUCAUCGAUCUACUCAAGACUUUUGCCUAUUGUACAUAGUUUUGCUGUACUUUCAAUUGGUAUUACCCAAAACUCAUGGUGCUAUCAUUGUGUUUUGAUUUAAUUUCUAGUUAUCCCUCCUAAUUUUAAUAUGAUUUCUGUCAACAUGCAUUCCAAUUGCUGAUUAACUUUUGGCUGAACAAAAUAUUUUUGAGUAUUGUAUGUAGCUAAAAAACAAAGGGAUGACUUUCUAUGUAUGUAUGACAUUUAAAAAAAAAAAAAAAAAGGAUCAUGGGGCAGUUUUGUCUGUUUGGUAGCCACCCACCGAUAACCACUUAUAGCUUUUAGCCACAGAAAAAGAAACCCCUAAAGAAAUAUCACGCUGCUACUCGUGUAUAUAGAGAUUGGGAAGACCGGCUGUACAAAACUACUUCCUCAAUGCUAGCUUUUCUAUGCACUCCGUGCAUAACGCUUGCCUUUGUUCAUUUUAGAUGCUCUGUAGUGGUUUAUGUGACGAGCUGUAAUCUUGAAAACAACGUACUGAACAUGUUUCCCCCGGUUUUGCAGUUUCUUUCUUAAAGAAAUUUCUUAAGUUCACGAAGGACCAAAAACAAACCAACAAGAGGAAGCUGAGAGUGAGCCAUUUGGGCCGCCCGAGAGCUGUUUCCUGUCCCACAGUGCCAUGUUGCAGAGCAGAAGGAAUGUCAGGGAUUAAAUGUACCUCGGCUUUAUCAUAGUGCCUUAUCCUUAAAUGCAGCUGUCCUUGUAGUCCUGACUGUGUGGUGAAGAGAGCCCACAGCCCCUCUGCAUUGUCCCAGCCACAGAUUUGGCUUUCUGGUGACUUGUGGCUGGAUUUGGGCUGGCUCAUCAGUGUUGAGACCAAGGAAUGCAGGCACAGACACACCUGUUGUUUUCUCUGGAUCAGCUCUACUAAGCUUAUUACUUAUCUGAAUCAUGGUCUUUAGCCUUGCCCCUGCCCUAACUCUGCCCUCCUGAGGCCUAUUCUUGCAUUAGCCUUUGUUAUUGGGUGAAGUGUAUGUGUGUGUGAAUGUGUGUGUGUGUGUGUGUGUGUGUGUGUGUGUGUGUGUGUGUGUGUGUGUGUGGGAACAUGGAUGCGUAGGUCUGCACUGUGUUUGUAUAUACGCCUGUGUGUCUGCAUGCUCGUGUGUAUGUGUUGGAACACAUCCAUCAGUCACCCUACCUCAAACCAGUGGUGCCAGCAUUUGACGCGUGCAGAACAGUCACCAAACACUUAUUGCACACACACCACUGUACUGCACAAAUCUCAACGCGAUAGAGAAAAUCUGCAUUGCUUUUCUCUCACCUCUGAUACAUUGUGAUUUCAGUUUUUAGCCCAUAAAAUGCUUCAUCCUUUGUUCCCUGUUUAAAGAUCAUCUUUGUACAGUGGACCAAAAGUAGAUAUUUUCUGAUAUUCAAAGAGAUAUAUAGAUAUAUAUGUAUAGUAUAUAUAAUGAUGAUACACUACAUAUAUUUGUUGCUUUUUAUGUGGUUGAUCUGAUUGUUUAUAUGUGAUUGUUUCUUUUGGUAGCUCCUCUGUAGUUAUUUUAGACUGUGAAAUGGGAAAGGCAUGGGGACUCACUUUUGGUUCAUUAGACUUACAUCUAUACUUGAACUGUUACAGCCUUCUAUGUUGUGGAGAAUAUUGAGAUUAAUCCUCUAAAUAGGAACAUUUUGCUACUAAAAUAAUUUUGGUUCUUGUUUUUCAUGCCUGUUGAAAUGGUCUGCACCAUUUCUCUGCAUAAAUGUUUAUUUAUUGAUAUUUAUUGUGUUUUUGUUUUUGCUUUAGAUGCAUAUGUUACAAUGGGAAGUGAUAAUGAAUCAUGAAUUAUACCACUGCAAAGAGCAGACCUACUGUACAGACGGACUGGAAGGUUUCUUUGUUGUUUUUGUUUUUUUUCUUUGUAAGUCAUGUAUGUAAGUUGAGUAAGGUUUUUAAAGAAGGGUUGGCACUGUAUUUGCUGUAAUCGGUCCUUUAGGUUCUAUCACUAGUCCAAAAAUUCCUUUAGAUACUAGCAGUACACAGGAACAGUGUGCCUGCGUAGAGAACAUGCUUAGCUGUGAAGGAGGGUGGGAAAAUGCAAAUACUGUGUGUCAUUUAGUUUAGAAGUUUCAUUAAUUCUGCAACACUUUGGGGAAUCUGAAAAGUAAAUUCUGGCAAACCCAGAGACACAUUGCUUAUUUAUUAAACCUACGGUACACAUCUCUUACUGUAGCCUUACCCUGAUCCUUCUGGCUUGAGAUGUCUGACUUACCAGAUCGAGGAACUGAGUGCACAAAAAUCUGGCUCUCUUAUUAUAUUCCUUAAGGACAGUUUGAAAAGUCUGUAAGAAAAGGUCAGUGAACGUUAAAGUAGCUGGAAGUUAAAGGUCGGGGGUAUUUUGUUUACAUCAGUCUGUGACCAUAAUGAACUUGCAUGAGAGAUUGCGCCUUGACUCUUGGUAUUUAACUGUCAAAUGCAAGUUGGGAAAGCACAAGAUGAAUGGAUACAAAAACGUAAACCUUAGAUCAUCUCUUAUGCUUUCUGCAGAACUUCACAUAAAUCUGUGUUCACAUUCUAAAUGCGAAAAAUGAACUAACCCAUUCCCAGGAGUUCACUUGACUGACUCCAACAAUCAAUGAAUUUUUGAGAAUGCGGUUGUAAAAAGUGAUGGUGUUCUGUCUGUGACUUAAAAUUUUUUAAAUAUGAUGUAAACCUGGGUAGUGUGUACUGGUUAGGAAUGAAGGUUUUCGCAGGAUAUAUUAUCUUGCCUCUCACUGAAUGAUCCUUUUUUUCUUCUUCUUUUUUUUUUUUUAUAUAUGAAUCUCAGCUCCUUUGUCAUAUGAAUUAACUACAACACUGUAGAUGGUAACAUGUAUUAUUUUGUGCCUGAGGUGGACAAUGCUUAAAAAAUGUUUUCUUUAAAUCUUAAUUGUGCUUUAGGAUCAUAAGUGCUUUCUGGUCUUGCACGCCUACCAUGUGCUGCUAGAAACUGUUUGUUAGUUUUUUCUCCCCGGUUUUGUUUAUACACAGACUGGCGUGCCACACAGUGAUUCAGCUUUCUGCAUCUCAAAGCCUGCCUGGUUAACACUGGACUGAUGUUCAUGCUGCCAACACAAUUGUACUUUAUUUCUCAGUGUCUUUGAAAUGGAGAAGUAGGAUUGUUUUUUUUGUUUGUUUUUUUUGUAACAGCUGUUUGCAAAUGAGCCUGUUUCUGACCAGGAAAAAAAAAAAAAAUACAUAAGCUAUUCCUUAACUUGUCAUAUGAGCGCAAAGCUAGGAAAUGCCUCUUCACCUGGACAACAUGGCAGCUUCACUGACCCAUAGCAGACUCCAGUGCCUUUAAUUUCGCCCCGGCCAGAGCAGAUGGCCUGGGUGACUAUUGGGUCUCUGGUGGGCUACAGAUAGAGGCUAACAGAGCAGACAUUACAUUGCACAGGUGCUGCCACUGAGAAGACACCAGGGCUGAGGAAGCAUAAAGACCUGUCCUCAGACUGGACUAUUUAUUAUUUACUGGAUGUGACACCACAGACACACACACACACUGAGUAGUUUACACAUGGUAGAUCACCUGCAAACAGCUUUUUAUUGUAUAGAACUGGUUACUGAACAAGGAGUUACUGUAAGUAAAACGCUCUCUUAUGACUUGUUUUCUCAUGAUCGUGAUUUGUUUUGUCAAAUGAUAUUUUCUGAAUGCUGUGACCUGUUUGAGAUUUGUAUUUGGAUGUUUUCAAGUGCCAUUUGACAGUCCAGUGAGUCGUGGCCAUCUGUAGCACGCUCUAAUGCAAGCACAAGCAUUUGGCAGUGGCAUUUGGGGAAGGUUUUUAUUUUGAUUCACCCUAGACAAAAAUAUGUAUAUAUCAAAAACUGAAAAGGUAUAUUUAUUUGUGUCUUAAUUAUUUGAUUUGUUCUUUUGGUGAACAUUUUAUCAAAUAUGUUGGCUAAAGUGCAUUUGUGAUUUAUUUUCUCUUUUUGGGAUAAUGUAUAGUAUCCGAUAUAAUAUAUACACACAAAUUUCAUGUGACUUUCCUUUUGUGUGCCGUUAAGUUUUCUUCAUAUCUUCUCAAAUUGGCAAACAAACCAAUGCGUGUAGGGUGAUUUGUAUUGUGUAUUUUACAUAAAAAACAAGGACAAUUGGGGGACUUUUAUAUUUAUAAAGACAUUAUCAUUUAGUGUGUCGUAUUGAUGAAUAUAGAAACUAUUAAAGACACAUGUAGUUUGGUUUUCUGAAUAUUUCAGAUCUCAGCUCAGGCUAGCUUCUUAGUGUUGUUUUCUUAAAAUUUGUGACAUGUCUUUGCAGUAAUAAACGUUCUCUUGUUCAAA